Peronospora matthiolae is the source of this 1764-nucleotide messenger RNA. The record is from the annotation of a GenBank genome assembly. Lineage: Eukaryota; Oomycota; Peronosporomycetes; Peronosporales; Peronosporaceae.
AUGCGUGGCCACAGCCGCGUGCUGCUUGGGCUUCUGACAGCGCUCGCGUCGCUGCUCCACUCGAGAUCUUCGCUUGCCGCUGGCGCUCCCGUCGAUGGCGUCAUCAUCGUCCGUGGUCACAAGCUCUACAACGCCAAGACGGGCGAGCGGUUUUUCAUCAAAGGCUUGACGUACGAGUACGCCGUGAGUGACGAGUACUAUGACAAGUACUCGAAGGCUACGAUCGAAGAAAACCUCGCCGGGCUCAAGUACAAUACCUUGCGGCUGUACAACAUCAACCCCGAGGCGUCGUACGUGAAGUUCAUGGCGGACAUGGCCAACCUUGGCGUCUACGUGAUGGUAUCGGCCUCACCGGACAACGACGUGUAUUACGGUAAAUACCGGUAUUCGACGAUCACCAAGAAACUGAGCUGUACCGGGAAAGUCUCGGCCGGUGAUGGGGCAAAGACGGUGGACCAGACAGAGACGUGCUAUCCAGCUCUAUUACUUGAGUAUGGCAAGAAGAUCAUUAAGAACUUUGCUCAAUAUGACAAUACGCUGGGCGUUGUCGUGGCCAACGAGAUCAUGCAAAUGGACUUGACGUCCGCUUCUUGUGUUAAGGCGUACGUGGCUGAUCUCAAGACUUGGAUGACGGUGAAUGGCAAGCGGUUGCGCAUUUUGCCGCUUGCUUACGCGGCUGCGGACAGUAGCACGGACAAGGUCUCGAACGCCGAUGAUUACCAUGUGAUUAAGGUCCAGGGACUCUUGUGCGGCGACGAGAUGAGGAACGGCAUGAUGGCAAAGAGCAUUGAUAUCUACUUGAUCAACGAGUACCGGUGGUGCCCGGAUUCGACGUUCGACGAGGCGUACAAGCGCUACAUUGAUAUGGCACAAGGCAUUCCGGUCGUCGUUGCGUUUGGCGAGUACGGUUGUAAAACGUCGGCCUCGACUCCUCGUACGUGGGGCAUGGUCCCUUACAUGUACGAAGAGCCUUCCAAGACCAAACAGUUUUCGGCGGUGUGGUCUGGAGGGUUGGCCUAUUCGUAUGGCGAGGCGAAGCUUGGCAAAGAUUCGCUGUUCCCGAUGUUUACGGGCGGCAGCACGGACUUUCUCUCGACGCCUAGCUCAAAGCCCUUGGUGGAUUACACGAAUUUGAAGGCUCAGUUUGCUAAGUACUCGGGCUACAAGGACGAUGCAGAAUGGACUGACGGCACCACGUGCUCGUGGACGCCUACGUUGGAAACGAAGACACAGCCUUCGAACAAGAUCGCGUCUCAGUACGGCUGGAUUGUGAGCAGCUGCACUGCGAGUAACUUGAAGCUUUCCAGCACCGACUCGUGGAUUUGUUCGAGUCGUGAAGGCGUGGUUUGCGGAGACGAUGGCAGUACUUGUGACGUGGCCUUGAGUAGUAGCCUCGGUACCACUCAGGAAGACAUUUGCGGCACGUAUGAAGUUGUGAGCGGCGGAGGUACCUGUGAGACGACGACAGACUGCGGUGGCAACGGGCAGUGCAAGGAGUCGAAUGGCACCAAGUCGUGCAGCUGUCUGUCGUGCUACACUGGCACUGAUUGUAGUGUGCGGGACAUUACCUCGUGCGCGACGCUGAGCAGCUCGACCUCGGCUCCUCACAUGAUUUUUGUCGGCGUCGGCGUGUUCUUGGGCGUCAUGUUGGUGGUGUUUAUCGCCCUCGGUGUUGCAGCGGCGAAGAAGAAAGCUGAAACCAACAAGUUGGCGGAACAAGUGCGAGCUGACGGCAGUAGCCAAGCGACGGCAGAUACGCUAUAG